UAUAACAUUCUUGCGCCAUUCUGAAUUAUUCUUAUAUGUUGGGAUAUUUCAUUAUGAUCACCAGCAAAGAGUGCAGAAGUAAUAAUGUAUUAAAUAGAGCGAUACUUUUAUUUUUCAUUUGUCUCAGCUUGUCUUACAUGAUUACGUUCAUGAUGGAACCAGAAAUUUUACGACUUCAAACUGAACGGCAAAAUGUGAUAGAUAGAGUAAAGGAAUUAUUAGAACUGAACCCCGAGGACAGUGAACUGCACGAAACUCUGGACGAUCUCUUUCAACAAGCAACGGAGCUUACAAAUACAAAGCAGCAGUCUGAAGAACGCGAUAAACAUAACAUUAAUGAUACACGUACUGUAAAGAAUUUCAGAGCUUCGAAUAAAGGGAAGAACAGUCAGACAAACCGCAUCAUAGUGAAAGAUCAAAUAAAAAUUAUUGCUUAUUUUCCGCGUCAGAUUAGGCUGUCAAAAGAAAUAGACGCGGUAGACAUGACCGUGUGUUCCGUCACUAAUUGUAAUGUACCUCGGAUGUCGGCAGAAAUCAAGGGCACUAUAUUAGAUGCCGAUGCAGUCCUCUUCCAAGGUAACAGAAUGCCGAAACAUCUUCCAACUCAUAGAGAUGCUAAUCAAGUCUUCGUGUUUUUGAAUAACGAGCCUCCUUUGUAUAUACAAAAGACUAAUCUUUCCAAUGAAAUGUUCGUGAACUAUUUUAACUGGACCAUGACAUAUAGAACAGAUUCUGAUAUACCAUUUCUUUAUGGCGCAAUUGUGUCGAAUGAUGAGCAAAGUUAUACCGAUUAUCUGAAUAACGUUGGACGAAAAAGGAGAAAUGAGCUACAUAUAAAUAAAGACUUAGACAAGGAUUACUCAGCUAUAUAUAAACAAAAGGAUAAAGGUGUUUUUUGGAUUGUAAGUCACUGCUCAACAAAGUCUAAAAGAGAAAAGUAUGUUGAUAAGAUGAGAGAAAAUAUCAAAGUAGAUCAGUUUGGACGUUGUUAUGGAAAUAAGAUCGGACUUAAAACUUAUUAUUCUACUGAAAAUUGGACACGUUACAUGUUUUACCUUGCUUUUGAAAAUACGUAUUGUAUUGAUUAUUUAACAGAAAAAGUUUACAACUGGUUUGAACUGGACGUCAUACUUGUGGUUCGAGGUGGGUGUGACUAUACUAAAUUUCUGCCCAAUGGUACUUAUGUAGACGCAAACAAUUUUGAAAACGCAGCCGCAUUAUCAAAUUAUCUGAAUAAAUUAGGUGCAAAUAAGACUGAGUAUACCAACUUCUUGAAACGUAAAGAUACCUAUCGGGUAUAUAAAGAGCGGGAAAUGGUACAGUCAUCAUUUUGUAACUUGUGUGAAAAACUGAAUAAUGUUAACGACAACAUAAAGUCCGUGGAAAAUAUAUACAAGUGGUGGCAGGAGGACGCAUGUUGGAAUAUUAAAAAUCCUUUAUAAUUUUAAAUUGACAUUCAUUUUACAUUUUCAUUCUCAUUUCACUUUUCAUUAUCAAUGAACGUAUUCGAUGUUAAAAUAAUAUUAUUUCAUUAUGCGAGUAAUAGUUUAUUUCUUAUUAAUUUUAUUUGACUGCCUGCCAUUAUUAAGCCUAAUACCGGAAUAUAUGUUCCAAUUAAAAUUUAGAACCGUGUUUGCUUCUGUGAAAUAAUAGUGAUAGGCAUAUUUUGUUGAUACUGUUGUUGUUCGAAGUGCAACAGUCAAUGGACAGUAGGUCUAAAGCCAUUAAAUUAGCAUUACUUGUAUAAUAUAUAACUAUGGCUGCCAAAUUGUGAAACUACAUUUAACACGGUGCAUUUAAGGUUUCUUCAAAAUGCAAUGUAC
Messenger RNA from Ruditapes philippinarum (Manila clam), 1823 nucleotides. Its product is annotated as alpha-(1,3)-fucosyltransferase C-like. Gene Ontology annotation, cellular component: membrane. The transcript has a single exon. Gene Ontology annotation, molecular function: alpha-(1->3)-fucosyltransferase activity. The record is from RefSeq and is a predicted model, not a curated record. The coding region runs from base 36 to 1442 and encodes 468 amino acids. NCBI's taxonomy places the organism in Eukaryota, Metazoa, Mollusca, Bivalvia, Venerida, Veneridae.